AUGGUGAUAGCAGAUACACUUUCGAGACUGUCACCAAAGGAGGGAGACGAAAUCCCUAGAAUGCAAAUGAAAAUUCAUCAUCUAGUGGAGUUCUCACCUGUCGAACUCCAACAGAUAAAAGACGAAACUGCUAAAGAUGGAACUCUUCAAAUCCUCACCGAGCAAGUUAUGCAAGGGUGGCCUGAUAGCAUAAAGAAAACUCAGCAAGCAAUAAAGCCUUACUGGAAUAACCGAGAUGACAUCUCUAUUCAAGAAGGAGUUCUACUAGGAGUUCUACUAGGAAGUAGAAUAAUUGUUCCAAAAUCACUCUGGCAGAAGAUAUUGCAAGAAAUCCACAGUGGUCAUCAAGGGAUGGAGAAGUGCAAACUCCGCGCAAAAUCCUGUGUCUAUUGGCCUGGUAUAUAUAAAGGGGUUGAGAGUAUGGUGGCGUCCUGUUGUGCCUGCAAGAAAUUCCAGAAUUCUCAGCAGAAGGAGCCCAUGAUUCCAAGUGAAGUACCGCCAAGACCAUGGCACACUGUGAGGGCAGACUUCUUCAAGGUAAAUAAUUUCUGGUACAUAGUUAUCGCUGACUAUUAUUCGAAGUUUCCAUUAGUGAAGAAAUUGAAUAAUCUAACAGCAACCACUGUAGUUAAUGUGGUUAGAUCAAUAUUUUCUGAGCAAGGCAUACCAGAAACCCUGAUUUGUGAUAAUGGAACCCAAUUCACUUCUCCCAAUUUCAAGACCUAGCGAAGAGAUAUGGUUUCAGAGUGGUGACUUCGUCACCGUACUACCCAAAGGGUCAUUGAGAGACAGGUCCAAACUGUGAAGAAAAUCCUGUUGAAAUGCAAAGAAUCAGGAACUGAUCCUAGUCUUGCAUUGCUGUCGUUACGUUCUACACCGUUAAGUGCAACACUCAAAUCUCCAGCAGAGCUACUAAAUGGAAGAAUGUUCAAGGCAACAUUACCAGUAAAGAUUCAUCCAACAAACGAUUGGCACGAAACCAGAGACUUGUUAUUAACACAACAAAAGAAACAAGUCAAUCUAUAUAACAGGGAUUCGAAAGAGAAGCCAAAUCUCUUUCAAAAUCAAGCUGUACAAGUUCAAGACCCUAUUAAAAAACAUGGAGUCCAGCGAGAGUAG
Messenger RNA from Paramuricea clavata, 1119 nucleotides. The record is from the annotation of a GenBank genome assembly. Lineage: Eukaryota; Metazoa; Cnidaria; Anthozoa; Malacalcyonacea; Plexauridae.